Molecule: messenger RNA, 318 nt
Organism: Neurospora hispaniola
Lineage: Eukaryota; Fungi; Ascomycota; Sordariomycetes; Sordariales; Sordariaceae
Exons: 3
Coding region: 1-318 (105 amino acids)
Source: RefSeq, a predicted model, not a curated record
AUGUGUCAUGUCACAAGGCCCACGAAAAGAACCACAAGGAUCUGCCAGGAUCUGGGCCCAACCACGGGCAUGCUAACGCACAACAAGGCCGCCCUGUAUUUCUGGGCUCUCCGCGGCAUCUGCUACCGGACGUCGGGACCCCACCGGAGCCAUGGACCGUGUAGCGUAAGAACAUGUAUCUUUGACGAAAAGGAAUUUGGAAUGUGUUUCGGCAAAGGGCUGAUUCAUGCUCCCGCUAUUCCCGUCUUCAUAUUAACCGGGGAUUACAGUAAGCCGGGGCUUUUUGCAGGUGUCAAGGGCAGUUCAAACAUCAUAUAA